Messenger RNA from Schistosoma intercalatum, 408 nucleotides. The record is from the annotation of a GenBank genome assembly. NCBI's taxonomy places the organism in Eukaryota, Metazoa, Platyhelminthes, Trematoda, Strigeidida, Schistosomatidae.
AUGAAGCGAAGCAAAAGCUUUUAUUACAACACUAAAGUAACGAGUUUAUUUUCAAAUGAAAUUAUUUGCAGAUCAUUAUCAUCAUCAUCAUCAUCAUCAUCAUCAUCAUCAUCAUCAUCAUCAUCAUCAUCAUCAUCAUCAUCAUCAUCAUCAUCAUCAUCAUCAUCAUCAUCAUCAUCAUCAUCAUCAUCAUCAUCAUCAUCAUCAUCAUCAUCAUCAUCAUCAUCAUCAUCAUCAUCAUCAUCAUCAUCAUCAUCAUCAUCAUCAUCAUCAUCAUCAUCAUCAUCAUCAUCAUCAUCAUCAUCAUCAUCAUCAUCAUCAUCAUCAUCAUCAUCAUCAUCAUCAUCAUCAUCAUCAUCAUCAUCAUCGUUAUUAAUGAAAUCAACUCUCGACUUCGAAGUAUUUUAG